UUUAAAAUAGAAAAUUUUAUAAUCACAAACUAAACCAACUUUUCAAUCAUUUUCUCAUCAACCAAACACUAUUUAUUUUUUUAAUAAUCUUACUCAGUCAAAGAUACCAAACUGAAAACAAUCUCUUCAAUCGUUUAUGUCCACUUCCCAACACCAAAACCCCAAUUCAGAUGAUUGAUUUCUAGGAUUUUUCGUUAACAUGUUUCGAUCCGAAUUGGGUUUAGGGUUUUUGGUGAUUUCAUUUUGCUUAUCGUUCUGUCUUACAGUCGAAUCGAAGUGUUCCAAAGGCUGUGACCUAGCUUUAGGUUCGUACUACGUCUGGAACGGAUCGAACCUCACGUUCAUCGCCAACGUGACGAACGGUUCGAUCAACGAUAUUAUGAGCUACAAUCAAAUCGCCAACGCAGAUAGUGUUCUAUCGGGUACGAGAAUCAACGUUCCCUUUAGCUGCGAGUGCAUCAAUGGUGAGUUCUUGGGUCAUGUGUUUCAGUACUCGGUUAUCUCCGGCGAUACGUACCAGAAAGUGGCGAAUACGUACUACGCGAACUUGACUACGGAGACGUGGUUGCAGAAAUUCAAUGUUUAUGAUCCGAGUCGAAUUCCGGACACUGCGCAGCUCAAUGUAACAGUGAAUUGUUCGUGUGGGAAUAGUUCGGUGUCGAAGGCUUAUGGGUUGUUCAUCACGUACCCGCUUCGGCUGGGACAGAGUUUGCAGUCGAUUGCGACGGAGACGAAUUUGACUGCAGAUCUAAUAAGGAGUUACAAUCCGAAUGCGAAUUUCAGCUCGGGGAGUGAUCUGGUGUACAUUCCGGGGAAAGAUAAAAAUGGAAAAUAUCCGUCCCUGAACUCCAGCACAGCAGGAUUAUCAAGUGGGGUCAUAGCCGGGAUAUCCAUAGCAGGAGUUGCAGGGGUGCUGUUAUUGGCAGUUUGCAUAUAUGUUGGAGUUUACAAGAGGAAGAAAGUGCAGGACAAAAUAUUGCUUUUUGCAAGAUCUGAAGAUCAAUCAAUUCAAGCUGCAAGGGCUGCUGGAAGUACUUUGGAGAAAGCUACAGACUCCACUGGCAUUCCUGGUAGUGCUUCUUCAGGCCUUACUGGCAUAACUGUGGACAAAUCUGUAGAGUUCUCUUAUGAAGAGCUUGCAAAGGCAACUAAUGACUUCAGUAUUGCUAAUAAGAUUGGCCAAGGUGGCUUUGGGUCUGUUUACUAUGCUGAGCUGCGAGGCGAGAAAGCUGCAAUCAAGAAGAUGGAUAUGCAAGCUUCAAGAGAAUUCCUUGCUGAAUUGAAGGUUUUAACACAUGUUCAUCACCUAAACUUGGUGCGCUUGAUAGGGUAUUGUGUUGAGGGUUCUCUUUUCCUAGUUUAUGAAUAUAUUGAGAAUGGCAAUAUAAGUGAACAUUUACGUGGAACAGCGAGGGACCCCCUGCCGUGGCCUGCCAGGGUGCAAAUUGCACUUGAUUCAGCGAGAGGACUUGAAUAUAUACAUGAGCAUACUGUUCCUGUCUACAUCCAUCGUGAUAUCAAAUCAGCAAACAUACUGAUAGACAAAAACUUUCGUGGGAAGGUUGCAGAUUUUGGUUUAACAAAGCUGACUGAGGUUGGGAGUACGUCACUGCCCACUCGUCUAGUGGGUACAUUUGGAUACAUGCCACCUGAAUAUGCUCAAUAUGGUGAUGUUUCUCCCAAAGUCGACGUCUAUGCUUUUGGGGUUGUCCUCUAUGAACUUAUUUCGGCCAAGGAAGCCAUAGUCAAAGCAAGUGCUUCUUUGGCCGAGUCAAAGGGCCUUGUUGCUUUGUUUGACGAAGUUCUUAGUCAGCCUGAUCCAAAAGAAGACCUUCGCAAGCUGGUUGACCCUAGGCUUGGAGAUAGCUACCCCCUUGAUUCAGUUCACAAGAUGGCUCAGCUUGCUAAAGCUUGCACGCAAGAGAAUCCUCAACUACGGCCUAGCAUGAGAUCGAUUGUGGUGGCACUGAUGACUCUUUCAUCAACAACAGAAGAUUGGGAUGUUGGCUCGUUCUAUGAAAACCAAGCUCUAGUCAAUCUCAUGUCUGGGAGGUAGUGGUGCUGAGAAAGGGCAUGACAUAUAUUGGACCCUUAUGUCUCGUGAGGUUGUGAAUGUGAAUAACACCUAAAUGAAGCUGUUGAAGAUUUCAGAGAUACACAUAUCAUAUGUAAAUGUGUUGAUUUUUUAUGUGUAUAUAUUCAUUGUUUCAUGAGAGUACAUUCAAGGAAAAAAGAGAGUGAACCUUGAUUUGUCAUUUUAGCUAUGGAAGAAUUGCAAAUCUGAACAGAUCAUUACCGUGUCUUUCAUGUUUUCUAUUUGGAGUAAACAAACAAUUUGCAAUAACCAAAAUAAAAAUUGAAACA
Molecule: messenger RNA, 2364 nt
Organism: Camellia sinensis
Lineage: Eukaryota; Viridiplantae; Streptophyta; Magnoliopsida; Ericales; Theaceae
Product: lysM domain receptor-like kinase 3
Biological process (GO): innate immune response; protein phosphorylation
Molecular function (GO): ATP binding; transmembrane receptor protein kinase activity
Source: RefSeq, a predicted model, not a curated record